AGUAUUUUGGACUGUUACAAAGCGGCAUCGGAGGGCUCGUUACAAAGCUGGCGCUGCCCACGCACAUAGGAGCGACGACCGAUGCCCUAUGUGCGACGACCGAUGCCCGUCGCCAGUCGGAGAAGAAGCACGUUCAAGUUUUCACGACCAAUGGCGUUAUUGCUCACCUCUCCCGUAGAGAGCUGUAGAGAUGCAUGGAACUUGUUCGAUGAAAUGGCAGACAGAAGGCAACGCAUGCUGCUGGCAACGCCUAAGCCUUCCUCAACCACCGUGCUCCCCUGCGUGCCCGCUGUGUGCUGAGGGCGUCGCCGUGCCGCUCUUCGCCUUGCCAAGAUCGAGCUCCACCGUGCUCUGGUCCUGUGCCGAGGGCGUCGCCGCCGCAUGUGUCAGACGGUGCCUCAUCAACGCCCAACCUGCACAGCUCGGCUCUUUCUGCGGGUGUCACGGGAUUGGACGGCGAGCACCGGCAGCUAAUCGUCAACAAAACUUCAUUCUCUUGAUUCCAUGCGGAGCUCUGCUCGUCCAGUUGCGCCGCCGUCGCCGAUUGGUCGAGGUGAGCACGAACACGGUGUUAUCAGCCCAACUCCUGAUAAACCAAGGCCAGGCGGCCGGAAGAACGCUGUCAUGGAUAAUACGUCGCAGGCCACCGCUGAGCCCUCUCUGGCUGCUCCAGCCAGCGAUCCUCCGGCCUCUCCAGCCGAUCCAGUUGCGCCGCCGCCGCCGCCGCCGCGUCCGGCUUCACCUCCUAUGGACCCUGACGACGAGGAAAGGCAUGGACCGGAAAGCCGAACUAUUGAUAAACCACGCGCCCGCGGCGGCAGCGGCCGCGGCCGCUAAGCUGUCGUGUUACGUACAUGGAAGCCAUCGCCGGCCGGAUGAAAUGUAUCAAUCACCCGGCCUACUCUUGCACGGAGGGACAUUGAGGGUGUGUUUGGUUCUAAGCCAAAGCUAAUCAUGACAAAUAUUAGCAGCCCAUAAUAAUUUGGUAAUUUAAUGCUAAUGGGCAUCUCUGGCCAUCUAUUCCACAUAUUUUUGUCAAGUCUGGGCUAAAAAAUUGUUGUCCAAAAUGUUGGCAAAUCAAAUUUUGUCCAGAUUUGUUAGGACUAUGUUGGGUAAGAACCAAACACACCCUAAACGCCAAUCGUUGAUGCCCUACACUAGGAGCACAGCAUUUGUUUUUGAUACUUUGGGUAUAUUGUUUUCAUUAACCGAGACUUUGACCGAGGAUUACUCAA
This is a messenger RNA of Brachypodium distachyon (stiff brome), 1235 nucleotides long. Its product is annotated as vegetative cell wall protein gp1. The transcript is spliced from 4 exons. The record is from RefSeq and is a predicted model, not a curated record. Lineage: Eukaryota; Viridiplantae; Streptophyta; Magnoliopsida; Poales; Poaceae. Bases 505 to 837 code for a protein of 110 amino acids.